CUUUCAUGGGUGUGGUGAUUAGCUCGCUUGGAGAAAAUUUUGUCAUAUCUGGCCACAGUGGAGCCAGCUCCAGAAACAGGAAACCCCCUAAAUUUGCUGAACAGAACUUCAAUCACAGCUAGGACUAUGAUCGUCGUGUGACCGCCCUGGUACUCACUAUAAGGACGGGCAAGACUAUAAAGGGGAGGGAAAAUACUGUUUUUCAGGUGUUUGCAGGCGAGAGAGUGCGGGUGUUCAUCUCUGUCUGUCUUUGUGUGGGUGUGUGGAAGUGUGUAUGCGAGAGAGUGUGCGAUUUCCUCACACAGUCAGCAUUUGGUGUGGCUUGUGACCUGAAGACAUCUGCGGCACAAUGAGUGAGCUGGAACAGUUGCGGCAGGAGGCAGAUCAACUACGCAAUCAGAUCCGGGAUGCCAGGAAAGCCUGCAGUGACUCGACUUUGUCACAGAUCACAGCUGGUCUGGACUCAGUGGGCCGGAUACAGAUGCGGACGCGACGCACUCUCAGGGGCCACCUGGCCAAGAUCUAUGCAAUGCACUGGGGGAGUUACUCCAGUGACGGCAGUCCCAGGCUUCUUGUCAGUGCCUCGCAAGAUGGAAAGCUUAUCAUCUGGGACAGUUACACCACAAAUAAGAUGCAUGCUAUCCCCCUGCGCUCUUCCUGGGUGAUGACAUGCGCCUAUGCUCCCUCUGGGAACUAUGUGGCCUGUGGUGGCCUGGACAACAUCUGCUCCAUAUACAGCCUGAAGACCCGCGAGGGCAGUGUGCGUGUCACCCGGGAGCUACCGGGUCAUACAGGUUAUUUGUCCUGUUGUCGUUUCUUGGAUGACAACCAGAUACUGACCAGCUCUGGAGACACCACCUGCGCACUGUGGGACAUAGAGACAGGCCAGCAGGCCACAACAUUCACCGGCCACACGGGGGAUGUGAUGAGCUUGUCUCUCAGCCCGGACUACAAGACCUUUGUCUCUGGAGCCUGUGACGCCACCUCCAAGCUGUGGGACAUUCGUGACGCCAUGUGCAGGCAGUCUUUCACUGGCCAUGUGUCCGACAUCAAUGCUGUCACUUUUUUCCCCAAUGGCAAUGCCUUUGGCACCGGCUCAGAUGACGCCACCUGCAGGCUGUUUGACCUGCGUGCUGACCAGGAGCUGAUGAUGUACAGCCAUGACAACAUCAUCUGCGGCAUCACAUCCGUGGCUUUCUCAAAGAGCGGCCGUUUGCUGCUGGCCGGCUACGACGACUUCAACUGCAACGUCUGGGACACUCUGAAAGGCGAACGGGCAGGCGUGCUCGCCGGCCACGACAACAGGGUGAGCUGCUUGGGCGUCACGGAGGAUGGCAUGGCUGUGGGCACCGGGUCCUGGGACAGUUUCCUGCGGAUCUGGAACUAAAUGAAGCCAACCUCCUCUGGGCUGUCCUCCAUCAGCACCUGAAUUACCCGCCUCACUCCCCCGCCCUCUCCCACACCACCCUUCACGCAACCUAACCUGACUCAUGCAGGGCAAGAGCUGAAGGAGUCAUCCACGGUGUAGCCCUUGAAACAAUCUUUUCGCCUUUUUAUUCCCCCUCCACAGCAACCUGAAUAUUUUCAAGCAGCCCAAUCAAAACCAGUCAAGGGAUAAAUUGCUAAAACAAACAAAAAGCAUAAUCUGUUCUAAUUAUGUGUGUAAUUUGUAAAUUUAUAUAUAAAAAGACAGUAUAUAUGUAAAGGCGUGUAUAUAUAUAUAUAUGCAUCAUGUAUGCAUAUAUAUAAUGUUUAGAAUUUUCAUUUCCAAUAUUUCUUUUUUCUUAAAAACUUUAGGAUUUCGGGUUUUCUUUCUACUUAUUGCCAUUAUGUCACAGCCGUGUGGCAUGAAACUCCCGGCCUGUGCUCCGGGCAGAAGCGCUCCCCAGAAAACACGAUAAUCGGUGACAUUUGGCAUUUCACGUGUCCCUGCAAAUGACUGAUGAUAUUUAGUGGAAGAGGAACUCUGGCAUUCAUCAGCACAGGAAGGAGAUCGCCGCGCAUGUUUAGAGGGAGUUUGCCAGCUAGUCAAUGGAGAGCUUAGGUGGAUUCGUAAGACUCCGAAUGUGCCACAACAAACCAAGUGACGUCGAUCGCUUCUCAUUAAUCACACAAAUGUACAGUAAGUUUACUCUACGGACUAGUGAGUGAUGAUGCACAAAUAAAAAUUUAAAUGGAGCAAAAGUAAUUUGUUAGUAUUGUAGAGACAAAUUGGCUUCAGCACAGCCGAAAACAGAAGAGUGUCCAGUAAAAAGCAAAAUGCCAAUCAGUUGUCUUCACAAAUGGCUAAUAAUUUCCCACAGCACCCCUCAUGAUCUCUCCCAUCUGGCUGGGAUUCACCGCCCCGAUACUGCACCGCAAGAGAGAGCAAUUUGUCACAGAGGUGUGAGAAAAUUCGCUGGACCAAAUUCCUUCCCCCUAAGCACCUUCCAAAAAAAUGGUUCCACUUCAAGCAUUCUUUCUGACAAUUUAAAUGGAAUUGUAGGCCAUUUUGGGCUCGCUUUGAGAAAACCUGCCACAUGAAAUGGUGCUUUUGCCUCGCAAGGCCACACCAACCAACAUCUCAGAAAUGUUAGGCUGUGUUUGGGGAAAGCUUUGCCUUAGGAGCACACACAGUGAUGUGGACCACCACCUACAAGGAUUGCAGCGACUCUUGGGACUUUUUCAAAGAAAACAAAUGAAGGAAUAUCACGUCCCGGUGUGAACUGCAAGGACUUGAAGUAAGGUGCCACUCCCCCCGCCCCCUUCUCUCCCCCCCCCCCCCCCCCCACAAAAAAAGUUGGAACAUUUUCUGUAUUUUAGCUUUAGUUUAUUAACCCGUUUUUUGUGAACUGUUAAUACUGCUUGUGGACAUCGUGUCAAAGAGAAAUGCUAGGAAAUGCACUCACAAACUGCAGUUCAACAACUGAGCACAUGCGACUUCACUUCCAACAGGGUUGGGGAACCUCUCUGCAAUAGUAUAUAUAAUAAUUGUCACAGUAACAGAAUGUUAUCAUAAAUUAUCAUUGGUAUGACACUCAUAGCACUAUGAUUGGAAGGAGGUUCCCCACCCGUGAUUUACACACAACCUUACCCCUUUUUGCUUCUUCAGUGGCUCGUCCCAAGCAGAGCUUCUCAACUGGUCUCCCCCAGUUUUUAUAUGUUCCAAAAAAGUCACCACUCACUUUUAUACUUGGCGAAACCAGGACAUAUAGCCAUCCACCACUCCCCGCUCCACUCUCCCAAGUCAAUUUGGAAAAAAAAAUUUUGAUUCAAAAUUAAUUUUUACAAAAAUCCCCUGCGUCAAUUAUCUUGCCUCUAAUCCGGAGCGCUGAUGAAUUUAACAUGUUUAAUACAUAUACCUGUAUGAAUUUUAUAUAAAUAUCUAUCUUAUCAAUGUAGUUUUUCAACCACUAGUUGAGAAGCACCGCAGUCUUAAAAAAAAAAAAAAUUUAAAAAAAGCUUAACAUUGAGUUGUUGGACCUAUCAUGUGUCAUCUCAGGUGCCUGUGUCCAAACAAUGGACACUUUCUGCCUUACAUCCGCCUCCACCAUCACCACGAAGCAAAGUCUUGAAUAGAGGCACUUAUACCUUUCCACUGGCCCACUUAAAGCACUCGGUUACACUCGUGAACACUAAGGCGCACUUGUAGUCAACAAACACGAGUCUGUGUAUAAAUAAUUUGACUUCAAAUUUUUGGUACAAUAUUUUGCUUUACACUUGGUGACAAUUCAUCAAGGUUCAGUCAAUGAACAUACAAUGACUCUAUAGCCUGUGUGAGUGCGCGCGCGCGUGCCGUUAAUGCAAUGGUUCUGAAACUUUAUUUCACUAUCACCUAAAAUAAAGCGUAGUUGGUAAUCAGGUUUUGUUCCUAAAAAGUAUUUAAAAUUUAAGUACAACUGAGUCCUGUGUAUGAAAUGUGCAACAUCAAUAAAGCUGCCUUGUCUUG
Hippocampus zosterae (dwarf seahorse) is the source of this 3928-nucleotide messenger RNA. RefSeq names its product guanine nucleotide-binding protein subunit beta-4-like. Gene Ontology annotation, biological process: G protein-coupled receptor signaling pathway. Gene Ontology annotation, cellular component: cytoplasm; heterotrimeric G-protein complex. Gene Ontology annotation, molecular function: signaling receptor complex adaptor activity; protein binding. NCBI's taxonomy places the organism in Eukaryota, Metazoa, Chordata, Actinopteri, Syngnathiformes, Syngnathidae. The coding region runs from base 350 to 1387 and encodes 345 amino acids. The transcript has 11 exons. The record is from RefSeq and is a predicted model, not a curated record.